Molecule: messenger RNA, 2430 nt
Organism: Didymodactylos carnosus
Lineage: Eukaryota; Metazoa; Rotifera; Eurotatoria; Philodinida; Philodinidae
Source: the annotation of a GenBank genome assembly
UUCCAAAAUCAUUUCUAAGGAAACUUAGAGCACUCAAAAAAAUACAUGAAAUUACGGAAAAAAAACUGUUCGAACAGUUUUGUUUUCAUGAAUUGGUACAUUUUAAAAUGCUCUAAGUUUCCUUAGAAAUGAUUUUGGAACUUUUUUAACAAAUGCAUUUUGUAGAGCAAACAUUUGUCUACAAAAUGAACGUUCCGCAGCUAUGAGCGAAUCUUGGUAACUGAUGUAUAGCAAUUCUCCCGGAUGCCCGAACACAAGUUUUUAACUGGUGCAUACCUAUGUAUGCAGUAUAUCGGGUGUCCAGAAUUAAAUGAGUCGAAAUACAAAAACUCAAGUCCGAGUCCGAGUUCAAAAAAAUCUCCAGUCCGAGUCCGAGUCCACCAAACAAUCUUCCAAUCCGAACUCGGACUCGCCCAUGUCCACCAGUCGGUGUCCAAGAUUAUUUAGGUAAAGUAAAAAACACUUUUUUUCUGCGCUUUUACUAAUUAAUUCUCAGCCAUCACCAAGAGAAAAAUAGUUUUUGCGCCGCAAUUUUUUCGAGAUGAAUUUCCACUAACAAGGAAAGUUCCCGAGAUUUCCAACUCCGUUUUCAGUGAUUUAUAUGCUGAUCGAUAGAGCAUUGUGAGCCAGUAAAAAUCCUAAAAGGAUUUUCUCCCAUAGUGUUUCUUUCAAAAGUUAUCGAAUUUUUUCAGUUUUUCUACCCUAAAAAAAAACGCGUUUUUUUAUUUUUGCGUUUUGAUGAGACAAGCUAUAUAGAAAAUUUGGCAAUGGGUGGGUUAGCAUAAGUGAUUAGAGGCCGAAUUUUUUUGCUGUAACCAUGGUUAAUGUCAACUAUCUUCACAAAAAGUUUCAGCAUUCUACUCCUAUUAUUUGCUAGUUUAUAAAAUUUUUCAGUUCUAUGCAAAAUGCAGGGCUUUUUUCAACUAAGAUCAAAUUUAGUGCUGAACAAAAAAACAUGAUUCUAUAUCCAACAAAAGAUGACAUAUAGCGAUCAAUUAAGUUUAUAUUAUAGAAUGAUAUUUUUAUUCUUCUCGAUGACACGAACUAUUUUUAAUGUGUCCGACACGAAAUUCUUUCCGACGAAUUACUCUUAUAUCGGCGGGUUAGUUGACCGUUAUCCUAAUAACGCAAUAAAACGAAAACACAACAAUGUUAAGACACAAUUUAGGAACAGAAUGUUGAAACUUUUUGUGAAAAUAGUAGAGAUUAACCAUGGUUACAGCAAAAAAAUUCAGCCUCUAAUCACUGUUGCUAACUCAGUUAUAGAACUGCUACUAUUUUCAGCCACUAUAGGGUAGAAAAACUGAAAAGAUUCGAUACCUUUUAAAAGAAGCAUCAUGGGGAAAAAUCCUUUUAGAGGUUUUUACUAGCUCACAAUGCUGUAUCGACCAGCAUAUAAAACAUUGAAAAUGGAGUUGGGAAUCUCAAGAGCUUCCGUCGUUUGAUGGGGUUUGGCUUCCUUGGCUAGACUACUGUAAGACAGAAAUUUUCCGGAUGCGUGUCAGUGCACCCUUAUACAUUGUUCACCUCUGAUUCAAUCCAGCGCAGAACAAAGCAAAGCACUUUUUUUCUCUCCACACUAUACAGCGUAUACUUUGUUUUUUCAGCAAAGUAUAAAACAAAGUGUAUUUUCAACAUCACAGUUACAUUAUGUACUUUGUUAUCUAUCAUUGCAUACACUGACUACUAGUCCAUAAGUUUGUUGCCAGAGAUCUCCUUUUGAUAAAGAGUACUUCGAUGAAAUAUCAUUCAGCAAUUUGUCGCUGUUCUCUGUAGGUAAUACAAUCCAAAUCGAUGCUUGAUAGUAAUUUUGGAACAACUGAAGAAUUUCCAGAUUUAAUUGGUUAUUCAAAAAAUGGUUUAAAAGCAGAAGAAAGUUUAGAAAACAUUAUUGGUCGUUCAGUCAUUGCACAUACGACGAGAAAACGGUUGAAUGAAUUAUAUAAUGGUGAUUUGUGUGGUUUAGAUCCGAAAAAUCCAAAAGAAAUAAAAAAAAACGGAUGGAGGAUGGUCAACAAAGAAACGAAAUUAUCGAAGAGACAACGUGAUUUAAUGAAACAUCCAACAGAACCAUACAAAAGUCUAACGGGUGCCAUGCACGUGGAACAUAUUUAUCGCGGGUCUCGAAGACAAACACUGUCGGAAUAUUUAGAUGAUCAACAAUCGAAAGAUGGAUCAGAAUCGUAUUGUGAUACCGAUUUAGAUGGAUUAUAUGUUGAUCCACUUGAUAGUCGAUAUACUUCUAGUGAAGCAGGUGAAGAAGAUGAAGAAGAAGGAUUCUCAAAAACAAAUUCCCAAUCCAUAACAGCAGUGAUAACGCCAGCAAUCAUGCAAUCAGCAAUCAGCAGUAAUGUAGCAAUCAUGGAAGAACAAAGAAUAGAAAAGAAAAAACUCAAAAAUAAAAUAAAAACCUUGUUAAAAAAGCCUUGA